AUGUCCCGGAGUCCACGGUCGAUGUCGCCCGUCGAUUCAUACACAGAACGGGCGACUGUGCAAAAUACAGCAUCCCGCCAGUUUUCCGUGAUGGUGUGCUCAAACUUCCUUCGAGCAAUGUCUUUUAGAUCAGGGUACGCCUAUAAGGAUAAUCAAAAAGUUGCUGGCCUCGAGGACGAGGUGAGGAGGCCACGCAGAUUUUCAGCCGGCGAAGCAACCGCACGGCUCUUCGUCAGCCUUCUAGCCCUUGACGUGGCAUUCGGAGAUCUCGACCAGCCGGCAGAGCUCGUCAAUCGGGCUGUUAACCUCCGCCAAUGUUGA
This is a messenger RNA of Uncinocarpus reesii 1704, 321 nucleotides long. RefSeq lists its product as uncharacterized. The coding region runs from base 1 to 321 and encodes 106 amino acids. The record is from RefSeq and is a predicted model, not a curated record. Lineage: Eukaryota; Fungi; Ascomycota; Eurotiomycetes; Onygenales; Onygenaceae. The transcript has 3 exons.